AGGGAGUGACGCAGCGUGCCCGGUGUCCGCCUGCGCUCUGUGCUGGGAGACAGGGAGCCGCGGGAUCGGAGAGCUACGGACUGCGGUUCAGAAUGUCUGAUGACUGCUUAUGAUACGAUCAUUCCCCAAAAUUGAGUGUUUUUCUACCCUCUCUGAUUCAAGGUGACAGCCUUUCACGUUGCAUAAAUCUUGGUUCACAAUUGGACCUGAAGUUUUUCAACCGAAGCAUACCGUUGCCUUCUGGCUGUGGAUUUCUGCGGCAAAACGGCUGUGAAAUCUUCUGCAAUCAUGCCAGCUCUAUCGACAGGUGGAAGUGACACAGGUCUGUAUGAGCUUUUGGCUACGCUACCAUCCCAGCUGCAGCCACACGUGGACAGCCAGGAAGACCUUGCCUUCCUAUGGGAUAUGUUUGGUGAAAAAAGUCUCCACUCACUGGUGAAGAUACACGAAAAGUUACAUUAUUACGAGAAGGAGAAUCCCUUACCAAUAAUUCAAAGUGCUACAGCCCUGGCUGAAGAUCUGGCUGAAGAACUCCAGGGCAAACCACCGAACAACGAGAUCAGAGAAUUGCUGAAACUACUGUCAAAGCCCAAUCUGAAGGCUCUCCUUUCGGUUCAUGACACCGUGGCUCAGAAGAGUUAUGACCCCGUGCUUCCUCCUAUGCCAGAUGACAUUGAUGAUGAUGAAGAUUCUGUGAAAAUUAUCAGACUAGUUAAAAACCGGGAACCACUGGGAGCAACGAUAAAAAAAGAUGAGGCCAGUGGGGCGAUUGUUGUUGCCAGGAUAAUGCGAGGUGGAGCAGCCGACAGAAGUGGUCUAAUCCAUGUUGGUGAUGAGCUAAGGGAAGUUAACGGAAUUACUGUAGAAGAUAAGAAACCCGAGGAGAUUAUACAUAUACUGGCAAAGUCACAAGGUGCAAUUACAUUUAAAGUCAUACCUAGUAUCAAAGAGGAAGUGCCAAACAAUGACGGCAAGAUGUUUGUUAAAGCCCUCUUUGACUACUAUCCUAAUGAGGAUAAAGCCAUUCCUUGUAAAGAAGCCGGACUUUCUUUCAGAAAGGGAGAUAUCCUUCAGAUCAUGAGCCAGGAUGAUGCAACUUGGUGGCAAGCCAAGCACGAAGGCGAUGCCAAUCCAAGAGCAGGCCUGAUCCCAUCAAAGCAAUUCCAGGAGAGGAGAUUUGCUCUAAGGAAGCCCGUAGCAGAGAAUCAGCCGCAGAAAGUCCCCAGCAGAAAAUCAUCUGGUUUUAGGAGAAGUUUUCGGCUCAGCAGGAAAGACAGAAAAACAAAUAAAUUUAUGUAUGAAUGUAAGAAGAGCGACCAAUACGAUAUGGCAGAUGUUCCGACCUAUGAAGAGGUGGCAUUGUAUCAACGGCCGUCUAAUGAGAAGUACAGACUGAUAGUCUUGGUUGGUCCCGUUGGGGUUGGUUUAAAUGAACUGAAGAGGAAAGUGUUGAUUAGCGAUACUCAGCAUUAUGGAGUGACUGUACCACAUACAACGCGAGGAAAAAGGAACCAAGAAUGCGAUGGCGUGGAAUACAUAUUUAUCUCAAAGCACUUGUUUGAGACUGACAUACACAACAACAAGUUUAUUGAGUACGGCGAAUAUAAAAACAAUUAUUACGGCACAAGUAUAGACUCCAUUCGGUCUGUUCUUGCAAAGAAUAAAGUUUGUUUGUUGGAUGUGCAACCACAUAGCAUAAAACACCUAAGAACCUUUGAAUUUAAGCCUUUUGUUAUAUUUAUUAAGCCUCCGUCAGUCGAACGCUUAAUAGAGACAAGGAAGAAUGCAAAAGUUAUCUCCAGCAAAGAUGACAAAGGAUCUACAACUAAAGACUUUACAGAAGAAGAUUUUGAAGAGAUGAUUCGGUCAGCACAACUGAUGGAAGUCCAAUAUGACCAUCUUUUUGAUAAAGUCAUAAUCAAUGAUGAUCUCACCACAGCAUACAACGAACUGAAAUUAACACUCGACAGGCUGGAAAGCGAGACCUGUUGGGUGCCAGUAAACUGGUUACACUCCUGAACCAGUGCAAAUCACACCAAGCAGAUUUUUAUUUUAUCUUUAUUGUUUUUAUUUUUUGAUUUGUGUACAAUUCACAGAUGUAGACCUAUAUUUGUUGGUGGGCUUUUUGGCUGCUCUGCAAGGAUCCAUUUUAAAUUCUGUUUUUAUUCUACUGGAUGGAUACUGUGUAAUACAUUUCAGAAAAACCUGAGGAUUUUAACUUUUUUUUUUUUAAAUUUCCGAACACUUCUCCGUAGGAAUGGGAAUGUGCAGGUUGGGUUAAGCAAGUUUACUUGGCAACAUUUACAUGUUUUUAUCGAUUGCACCAAUCCGUGAUUUUAUUUAUUUUUGUAAUGGUUAGUAUUAUAAGAAGAUAAUUUCAUUAGAGGGUUAGUAACGUAUUGUAGCACAUGGCACAGAUAUAGCUUUUCAAGUUAUGAUGAGGGAAACUGAUUUUAACCUCACAUCUCCGACAAUGAAAGGUUUCGAGGUACUGCUAGGUAUAUGACAUUUAGAACUGUAUCAGAAAUAUAUGGGCUGUGCAUUGAUUCAUUUUGUGGGAAAUCUGUAUCUGUGCUGGAGAAUAGUGAUAGGAGUUGAAGAUCAUAGCCAAUGACCUGCAGGUUAAGCCACUGCCACAUAGAAUUCUAACUGCAAUUCAUAUUGCUAUUUAGGCUCCUUUAGCAAUAAAGGGGGGAAAUUAAAGGGUCGUUUUUACACUGGAAUAAUACUGGUUCGAAACAUGUUUUCUCUAAUGUUUAAUACAAUGCUGUUGUUAGUUGUUACUGGUACAAAAUGAAAAUAGAAAUGUUCUCAUCCAUGUUUUUUUUUAUGUAUUUAAUGCAGUAAAGACAAAAACAAAAAACUAAAGAUAACUCACGGGUAAGGCUGGGGAAUGAAAUGUGUUAAAAAAAAAAAAAAAAAGUCUGUAGAAAAGCCGUUUUUUACAGCCUGUUGAAGGUUACAUUCUAUUCUCCGAGAUAAGCUUAUCCCUGGAAUUGACUAUUACUUACUAGAGUUCGUUUUAUCUCUCAUAAUAGAAUACAGCGCUAAGAUGAUAUUUUUAUAUAAAGGUAAUUUAUUUAAUAACUUUUAUUCUGUGGGUAACACAAGCAAAAUGAACUCGUUUUAGGACAUAGAAAGAACUAGCUCUGCCCUUUCAUAAUAGCGGAACAUCAAUGGUUUCAUGUGAAUUAUGGUGUAGUCCGUUAUAAUGCAGGCCAAGGUACCGAAGGCACGGGCCAUUGUUAUCUAAAUACACACAUUUGUUACCUUGCAACAAUUCACUGUUUAGUGAAUAAAGCUCAAAACUGUAAGGAACGUGCAUGAACGUACCUGAACUGUUAUCAAGGCUGAAAUUCCCUCACAGUAAGCGUGUUUUUAAAUUCACAGAAUAGGACAUUAAUGAUUAUACCUGUUAAUUGAUUCUGCUAAACACUGUGCACUAAAUAUUCUUUUUCUAUAAGUGAAAACAGGUCUAGACGUGCAACAGGCUCUGUUAGUAUAUAUUGGAGUUGGUGAAAUCUGUAAUGUACAGUGAGGCUUAUUAGCACUUUCAAAAGAAUAAAAUCUCAUUCAUACAUGAUGCACUCUCAUCCCACAAUCUUCUCCCAGAAUGGUGAUUGUUCUCCUUUCAGGAUGGGGUAAUCAUUGCAGCAUUAUGUUGACCUGCUCUCUGGCACUCUAAGCUCUAAGGGUUCAAUGCACUCUCAGUUUUUUGUAGGUGGCCUGGGACACGGAGGAACAAAAUUGUGUUGGUUAGUAAGUGUCCUUUUCAAAACAUGGGUU
Messenger RNA from Pelobates fuscus (common spadefoot toad), 3786 nucleotides. It is a transcript of the gene MPP7, whose product is annotated as MAGUK p55 scaffold protein 7. Bases 289 to 2019 code for a protein of 576 amino acids. The record is from RefSeq and is a predicted model, not a curated record. Lineage: Eukaryota; Metazoa; Chordata; Amphibia; Anura; Pelobatidae. Gene Ontology annotation, cellular component: cell-cell junction; plasma membrane. The transcript is spliced from 18 exons. Gene Ontology annotation, molecular function: protein binding. Gene Ontology annotation, biological process: protein localization to adherens junction.